UCACAGUAAAAGUAUGUUGACGGUGACCGUCUACCGUAGCAAUUUAUGGGUGUUAUUUUAUUUAUUUAUUUACUAUGCGUUGAUUAAUUUGAAGACCAAUAUGCAUUUAGAAUGGCUCUCCAAUCGCGCGUAAUUUAAUUCAGGAGGUUAUACAAACUUUCAGUGUAGCAGGUUACAUAGAAAGCAAUCAGUGAUCGGACGAAGUCAAUUCUCGGUCUGUCUCUAUUGACCAAUUCAUUUAAUUUAUUUGAAUACACACAUUUGUUUUACAUAGAUGUUAUAGACUUCGCUGAUAUGGAUGUUCGUUUGGAAAACCACCACAAUACUGCUGCUGCGGGUUUGAGUCCAGAAAUGCUGUCAGUUGCACGGGAAGCCUUCCGUGCUGGGGACUUCAACCUCCUUGCUGAGAUCUACAGCUCGCAGCUGGCGGACCUCCGACACCCGGACCGGAGCCUCUGCCUCCUGAAAGCGGACGCGCUCAGCAGGGCUGGGCGGAUAGCGGAGGCUCUGGAUUCAUACUGCACCGCCGCCAACUUGGACAAGUUACGACCAAACGAACUAGGGUCUCUCGUUGACUGUAUUGCGCACACUUUGCGCGUAAAAGAACGCCUAAAAGAAUGCACAGACUCCAAUGGGGUUUCCGAGGAUGAGCAUUCGUUGGACCUGUUCUCAUGUCGGCUUUGCAAGUGCUUGUUAAUCGAGCCAACAACUUUGGAAUGCGGCCAUACAUUCUGCAAACCAUGCAUUGAAGAUGACGGUAUCAAAGAAUGUGAAUUAUGUCGUUACAAACUGAAAAAAACAAAUAGAGAAUUAAAGCCAAUCGGUUUUAAAGUGAAUGUAGUACUCAGUGGCCUGUUGGGUAAAUGGUUUUGCGCAGAGAGUGAAGCAAGACGAUGCUGGCUUGAAGGAGAUAGAAUGCGGAAUGAACAGGGCUUUAUCAACGCCCUUGAAAAAUACAACAACGCUCUUGAAAAAGCCCCCUAUAUGUGUGGGCUGCUGGCCCGACGGGCAGAGCUGCAUAUGGAGAUGAACAGCUUCAGACAGGCCCUACAGGAUGGAGACGCCAUGUGUCGACUGACGCCCCUCUCUCCCAAGGCUCACUAUGUGAAGGCCCUGGCUCUGAACAAAGCCGGUUAUAAUGAAGAGGCCCUGCAAGAAUACUUAUACUGUCUGGCUUUGAAGCCAGACUGGACAUCAGUCAAGCUGGAAACGCAGAAGUUAAGCUACUCCGCUAUGCUGAGUGAGAUGUUCUCCACGUUCAAGACGGACGGUCUCCCCACGUCAUCACUCCGCCCCCACCAAACAGGCCCCGCCUCCCACCUCAAACCAGCCUCCCUUCUCCUCAACUCCCUCCAUUCCACCCCUCGUAGAUGGAACCAAACCCCUACUGGCCGUAGAGACAGUUUGUCUGACACCGGAGCAGAGACCAAGUCCUCAUGUGAGGACUCCAAGACCCUGGCUUGUGUCCUGGCUGCCUUACCUCUCCCCCCUGUUCUAAAGAGGAAGCUCUCAGACGAGCCCCAAGGCUCUGCACCCCCCAACAAGCUGCCCAGAAAAGAUGAGUCAAGCUCAUCCCAGAUGCCUGCUGCUUGUUGCAGUGAGAGGAGAGAGGUGCCUCCUCAGCUCCUGGAUAGUGCUGACAUGGACUGCUCUGUUUGUAUAAGGCUGUUCUACGAGCCAGUCACCACCCCCUGUGGACACACCUUCUGCAUGAAGUGUCUUGAGCGCUGUUUGGACCACAACCCCAACUGCCCGCUGUGUAAAGAGAACAUUACAGAGUACCUGGCCACUAGAGGGUACCAUAAGACCCUGCUGAUGGAGGAGGUGCUGCAGCGCUACCUGUCUGAGGAGCUGGCUGAGAGGAGCAAGGUGCACCAGGAAGAAAUGGCAGAGCUGUCAAACUUAGCCCAGGAAGUGCCCAUCUUCAUCUGCACCAUGGCCUUUCCCACAAUUCCCUGCCCUCUGCAAGUCUUCGAGCCGUGUUAUAGGCUGAUGAUCCGACGCUCUAUGGAGACGGGAACCAAGCAGUUUGGAAUGUGCAUCGCUGACGACAUCAAAGGCUUCGCAGACUACGGCUGCAUGUUGGAGGUGACAGACGUGAAGUUCCAACCAGACGGGCGCUCGGUGGUCGACACGGUCGGAGUGUCCCGCUUCAGAGUGUUGAGCCACGGCCACCGUGACGGCUACAACACAGCCAAGAUAGAGCACCUGGAGGACCAGAAGGUGGAUGGAGAGGAGCUGGCGGAGCUGCAGAAGCUGCAUGACUUUGUGUACGAGCAGGCCAGCACCUGGUUCACCUCCCUCAAAGACAAUAUGAAGAACCAGAUCGUCAGUCACUUUGGACAGCUGCCUGAAAAAGACCCUGACAUACAGGGGAGUGCCAGUGGUCCUGCAUGGUGUUGGUGGCUGCUGGCUGUACUGCCCCUGGAGAAGAGAGCCCAGCUAAGCAUCCUGGCCAUGACCACCCUCCGAGAGCGCCUCAGCACCACCCGCCGCGUGCUCAGCCUCGUCACACGCAAACACCCUCCACCGCGGCGACCAUCUUCAGCAGCGGCAGCAUCAUCAUCACUGUAGUGGCCCCCUGAGAGGUGAUCAGUUUAGAAUAAUUUGGGCCCAGUUAGGCGAAAUCCAGAUUGUCAAAAGUUACCUAUCGGCUAGGAGUAAAUGCAUAGAAAUAUAAUGAAUAGAAAGGGAGUCCCCGUUGAAGUCGGUUAUUUUUCUGUUCUAUUCAUUAUAUUUCUAUGCAUUUAAUCCUAUCUGAUAGACAAAAUCCGGAUAGAUCCUUUUUGGAAAACUGGGCCAUGGAGAAGAAGGGAGAAGAUACUCCAUUUCUCAGAAGCUCUAGCCUCAGAUAAAGAGUUUCAACAGUGGGAAUGAUUCAGCAGUGUUGUUCAUGAUCUCAGGAAUGGGUUCUACUUGAGUCUUACAAAAAGGAUUGAUAGACUAGCCCUACCCAACCAAAACGCAUAAAUGGGUGUCAGGUUUGCACACAUAUCUUUGGGUCAAUUUCAUUAAGUCCAGUUUUGUCAUGUGUAUGUGUGGUACAUUAGGUUUAUUUUGUUAUUGUUUUAUUGUUGGCCUGUGUUCAAAUGAGGCCUUAAAUUAUUUUUGCAAUAUUUAUUUUCUACUAUUUGUCAUGUGAAGACAAUUUUCAUGUAUAGAAAUUUAGCAUUUUUCUAUGGGACAUAGCACAGACAUUGUAGUAGCACCAAAUAUCCACAUAGUGGCAGUAAGUGUGAGCAAAGAGGAUCAGUGCAGACAACCCGACAUUUGAACAGGUGUUUUUUGCGGAGGACAGAUCCACCCCUUUCCUCUCUGUCACAAAAACAAUGGACAGUAGGACAACACCCCUGUCAUUCAACAGCAUAGUUUAGUUAAAUUAAUCAAAGCUUGAUGAAAUAUAGUAAGCCUAAAUCAUAUCUUUAUAAGUGGCUUCAUAGCUCGUCAACCAUCUUGAUUAAUUAACCAAUGAUUUUCAGCUCGCUCAAUUGCCCAGAUACACAUCGGAACUAAUGUUUUCAGCCUCUCCAUGGUGUGUUUUCCCAGCUGUGUUCUGAUCUAGCCAGACUGGUCACAGGAGCUGAAGUUGGUUUGUCCCAGGUUGAAGUCCCUUAAAGGGAAUUUUCAUCAUUGGAUGCUGUAUAGCAGGGGUGUCAAACUCAUUCCACAGAGGGCCAAGUGAUUGCAGGUUUUCUGUUCUUUCCUUUCAAUUAAGACCUACACAACCAGGUGAGGGGAGCUCCUUGCUAAUUAGUGACCUUAAUUCAUCAAUCAAGUACAAAGGUGGAGCGAAAAGCUGCAGACGCUCUGCACUCUGUGGAAUGAGUUUGAUGUGCUGUACAGUAACUAUUUGUAAUUUUUUUUACAGUAACAAUGAGGCCAAGUGGUGUUUCUUUCCACUGUGCUGUUGUGAGUUAUGCAUAGACACUCACCUUCAUAGUUAUCUACAUAAGUCUAUUCCAAAAUCACACAGUGGGUCUCUUUCCCCCCACAACCAGAGGUUGUCAAGAGACUUGGGCAAAGGCACAAAAUAUGCCAUAUUCCAAAUUGUAAGGACUGGUGUACCCUGUGUGGUCACCACAUUAAAAGCUUCUGUGACUUGGCAUAUUUCACCCACACAGUCAGAUCUUGGAGAAGCAGCCAGGUGAGUAAUUUGGGUUACUUAGAAGUCAGAACCGGAGACAUGUCAUAUUUGUAGACAAUGAGUCACCUCCGUGCUCCGUCAUCACCAUGUUGGAAUGAUCUGGAUUCUCCCUAAUUGAUUCAUUACCAAACCCUCUUGAUAAACACACACGCCAUCAUUCUCCCAGACCAUUGGAGGUUGCUGAGAGGAGGACGGGUCCUAAUAAUGGCUGGAAAGCCGCAAAUGGAAUAGCUUCAAACCAUAUUUGAUGUAUUUGAUACCAUUCCACUGAUUCCGUUCCAGCCAUUACCAUGAGCCCGUCCUCCCAAGUAAAGGUGUCACCAACCUCCUGUGUCCCAGACACAUUUGCAGAAAUUGCUCAUCACUACAUUUUUGUUAACAGGAAUGUGAAAAUUGCAUUCAGUGAAUCUUAACUUAUACCUUUUUUAAAUGUAUGAUUUUGUUACUUGUGUGUUCAUUGGGCCCAAAACGUUUAUUAUUCCAACCAUUCCAUAUAGUUAUACGUUUACCAUUAAGGUCAUCCUCAACAUCCUCUUGUCAAUUUGAGUGUGUUCAGGUGUGUUGGCCACGUUUGUGUCUUGAAAGGGGGUCUUUUUGAACAGUGGGAAAGAAUGCUCUGCAGGAAAGUUUUUUUUGGGGGGGGGGUUUAACUUUUUAGCAUGGCCUCUUUGAACCAUCUGUUUUA
Salvelinus fontinalis (brook trout) is the source of this 4829-nucleotide messenger RNA. Its product is annotated as LON peptidase N-terminal domain and RING finger protein 2-like. Lineage: Eukaryota; Metazoa; Chordata; Actinopteri; Salmoniformes; Salmonidae. The coding region runs from base 295 to 2574 and encodes 759 amino acids. The record is from RefSeq and is a predicted model, not a curated record. The transcript is spliced from 10 exons. Gene Ontology annotation, molecular function: protein binding.